AGAGCUGCUCCAUUUCAAUAAAAUGAAAUGCGAGCAGAAGAUUCGCUUGUUGAGAAAGCAAAGGUCUUUGAACUUGACAAUGUAGGCUACUUACUAUACUCCACUACUCUAAUCUCAUGGUGAUGUUCUCUCUUGAGACCGAGAGUCUCAUUUUCCCGAUACGGCUCUUAUACCAGACGAAGCUUCUACGUUUUUAAAUGCAAAAUGGAUAUGACACUAAGAUGAUGGCAAGUGCAACAUCGUAUUACACCCUUAGAUGUUGUUAGCAUAAAAAUAAAUUGAAGUUUUUAAAUAAAAGAAUGGAUUAAAAAAAGAAACGGUAUUUUGAAGUGGAAUCUGAUCUGGGUACACGUUUGUAGUUCAAUGCGCUGCAUACUGGUCUUUAAUUGGGCCGACUUGCGUUACCGAGAGAACGCUUACGGUCAGCGAUCUUAAUAAGGUAAAUCGUACGACCUAUCGACACAGCUCGGAGCGUGAAGCCAACUAGAUGUGACAAGGGGAGGGGGGGUUAUGGGUUACGAUUUGCAUAAUAGGCGUUUUUCAUGGGAACAGGGUGAAUAGUAGAUUGAGAGGUGAGUUUAGAAAUAAGGUUAUCAGUUGUGUACUGGACCGUGUAUUGAUGAAGGAGACAUACAGGUUAUAUAAACACAAUUUGGGAGGGGCAAGAAAUUGAAACGGGUCUUUUGGUGAGAUGCGGUGGUGAUAUCCGUUGAGCGCUGAGUGCACAUCUUCGUGUGAUUUUAAUCGAGUCCAAAAAUUGUCUUUAUGCUAUUCCCUUUAAAGGAACAUCAUUGUCCCACCCCCUCCAAAAAAGGGGUAAUCCCCGCCCGGCAUCCAAAUUCAGUAUCCUUCUACAAAUCCAAAUUUAAUUUAAAUUCAAAAUAGAUUUUAAAACAUUCAAAGCUGGGGGAUCGGAUUAUGCAUGGCGUUCCAAAGAGCAAAGAUGCUCUCAGUUUUGUUAGGGUAAGCAUCUGGGCGUAUUUUCAGUUUAUGUAAGAUUUUUUUAAAAUGAUGUGUAAGAUGCACACAAAAUAUUCUAUUUUAAAACAAACGAAAAUUCAAAAGUAUUUUAGUAAUCGUAAGUAUCGAAUUCCGAUGCAAGUGGCCGAUUACUAACGGAUCCCCCAGCUUGCAAAAGGUCUUUCAAUUUCGUUGCACCGUCGAAAUAUGUUCAGUUUAGACGACGAAGACACUAGUCAGUCAGAAAUUACUAGUUUUGAAGUGAGCGAGAUGUCUCUUAACCAGUAUUCAAUAAAUUGCGAAAGUGACGAGAAGAUCUCGAAAAACAAGUCUGAAAUAUACCGACGGUUGGAGAUUAAUAAGAACGUUUUUACGACGGACCCUAAUGAUACGUCUGCGACUGCUGCAUCGACCUCUCGUUUCGAUAACCUUAUCUUCAACGGCUCUGCAUCGGUCCCAACAAGUUCGUUUAUGAUUUCGGAUCAGUACAUUAAUGAUGAGGUUGAGACUGUCAAAAUUGUGAACAGCCCCGUUUGUCAAGAAGAAAUGGGUGACGAGUUGCUAGUUGAAUUCGAGACGAUAGACUUGGCAGCAGCAUCACCUGUAAUUGCAACUGAAAACAGAUGCGAUAAUUGGCCAUCGGCAGUCGAUCAGCGGAAGAGGCGUUGCGUCCUGGCAGUAGUCAUAGCAUCAGUAGCAGGAGUUACAAUUGUAAUUGUAAUCAUAGUGCUACUUACGUUCAAUCUCCACCGUUAAUUGGUUGUUGAACAAGAAUUUCGUGAAUCGUAUCACUUAACCUUUGUAUUCAAAUACAUACAGUUUAUUACUUUGGAA
Molecule: messenger RNA, 1794 nt
Organism: Daphnia pulex (common water flea)
Lineage: Eukaryota; Metazoa; Arthropoda; Branchiopoda; Diplostraca; Daphniidae
Exons: 3
Coding region: 1168-1716 (182 amino acids)
Source: RefSeq, a predicted model, not a curated record